UGUGUUUUAUUGCAUUGUGAUACAGACUAAAACAAAUGGGAGGCAUUAAGAAGUUAUAUCACGAGAAUCAUAAAGCCAAUUUAAUGAGCACAGGACUUAAAUUUAGUCCUCGCCUGAAUACCUAUGUAGCUUUUACUCCCUCCUUCCAGCGUCUUAACGUCUAUAGUUCUCUGCUUGUAGUCUUUAAAAUUCUGCUUCCCAAUCAGGGUACAGUACAGUUGCCCAUUUCUCAGAUCUCUCCUCCUAGCUCCUAGUCUGGUCGUUCCUUGCGUUCUGCAAUUGAAUUUGAGUUAUAAAAUGCCUGUCUGUAUUUAGAAUUCUUUUGAGAGUUUGCUGUUGUUACUUCAGUGCCCACCUCAGGAUCUCGAGUCAUUUAAGAGUGAUUCCUAAAUCAAAGUCAAGGAUGCACCAAGUGCUUGGAAACUUUCCCUCCUCCGGUUUUUAAGAGCCACAGGUCGUCUAGGCAGCCCGACGUCGGGAACCCGCAGGCACCGAAGUGUGGGUCCGCUGAGCAGCAGACACACUCCAGGGCGCGCACAAGGCAGGAAGAGGACACGCACGCGUUCGCGGGGCUACACGCGGAGAGAUCAAGAAGGUUCUACGAACAGGGGGAGACACUGACGCGGAGAGGUGGUCGCCAAGCUCGCACAGCCACUUGGCUUACAUCAGCGGGUGGAAGCAGAGAGUGGCUGACCUGGGCGGGACAUCGCGCAGCCAGCGCUCCACCUGCUCCAGCCCUGCCCGGGAGCGCGGUUCCCGCUGUCCGCGCGCAACCACUUGCGCCUCCCUCCCCUUCGCGCGUGGUGACCGCAGAUCGCUGAGCCCUUCUGCAGAUGCGCCGCGACUGGUGACGAAGGCGGAGUCCACGUUCGGACAGCGGAGCAUCUCCCCCACCCCCCAACCCCGGUCCCCUCCUGCCUCCCUGCCUCCGAGCAUCCUCUCCCCGCACUCCGCUCCUGCCUCUCUGACUUCGAGCAUCCUCUCUGCGUGUCUUCUUCCCUCCCGGCCCACGGCCGCAAAGUUCUCCGGAGAUGAGCCCCGAGCCGGCGACAGCACCGCACCCCCAAAGCCCCCGCAGCACCUGCGGGGAGCCCUUGGCCAAGAGCCUGGAGAAGGGCGACGAGGCCUUCCGCGCAGGCGACUACGACACGGCAGCGGAGCUCUUCCGCGCCACGCUGGGCGGCCUGGCGCAGCCCGAGCGCGGCCUGUGCCUGCGGCUGGGGGACGCGCUGGUGCCGGAGGAGCUGGGCGAGCUGGCUAGCGGCCUGGCGCGGGCCCUGGGCCUACGCGAACGCCGCACUCCCGCGGUGGCCGGGCAGGGCUGCACAUCCGAGGCGCCUGGCGAGCUGGGCCGUUCCUCCGCGCCGGUGGCGGCCCGCGACCUACUGGGCUGCCCGCGCUGCCGGCGGCUGCUGUACAAGCCGGUGACGCUGCCGAGCGGGCUCACCGUGUGCAAGCGCUGCGUCGAGCUGGGGCCCGCGCGGGCGCAGGGCCGGCGCGUGAACGUGGUGCUGAGCGGGCUGCUGGAGAGGUGCUUCCCAGCCGAGUGCCGGCUGCGCAGGCUGGGGUGCCAGGCGCGGAGUCUGCAGCUCCAGCUCCAGCCCGAGGCCGCGCUGCUCAGGUGCCAGCAGGCCCUGGACAUGGCCCCCGAUGAUAACUCAUUAUUGCUGCUGCGAGCAGAGUUAUAUUUAACCAUGAAGAACUAUGAGAAAGCGCUGUGGGAUGCUGAUGCAGUUUGUCAAAGGGACCCUCUCAUGACUAAGGGGCACCAUAUAAAAGCUCAGAUACUUUCUGAAUUGGGAAGAAGUAAAGAAGUGUUAAAGGAAUUUAUCUACUGCCUUGCUUUAAAUCCUGAAUGUAACUCAGCAAAGAAGGAAACACAGAAGGCAAUUUGUGACGUGUUUUUUCCAGCUUCAGAAAAUAUGCAUCAAAGUGUGACAUCUUCCACCCACAGCAAACUAAAGGUUCAGUGUGAUGACCAAAUAAAGCUCAAGGCUCCUCCAGAAGAGGGUGGUAACAGUAACGCAGGGGGUCCUGAGAAUCCAUCCAAGAUGUCUGAUGCAUUCAGGAAUGCCAAGUCUUCAAUUUUAUAUUUUAUUCUGGGUCUACACUGCGAAGAGGAUAAAAAGGCAUUGGAAGACAUCAUCCCAGCUCCACCCAGAAACACUUUAAAGAGACAGCUUCCAAGUGAUAUGGAAGAUGUGUGUGACAUGAAUGUGCCUGGAAAAAUUCCUAAGAAAGAUGUGGAUUCUUUGCCUCAGAGGAACAUGAGCUCUAAGAUGGAAGAAGAUCCAGAGUUCCUGAUGGAUGUAACUGACUUUGAGUGUGCUCUAUGCAUGAGGUUGCUCUUUGAGCCUGUCACUACUCCCUGUGGACAUACAUUUUGCCUAAAAUGCCUUGAGCGCUGCCUUGACCAUGCUCCACACUGUCCGCUGUGCAAAGACAAGCUGUCAGAGUUGUUGGCAACCAGAAAUUUUAAUAUAACUAUUCUGGCCGAAGAACUGAUAUUCCGAUAUUUAUCAGAGGAGCUGUCUGAUAGGAAGAGAAUUUAUGAUGAAGAAAUGUCGGAACUAUCAAAUCUGACCAGAGAUGUGCCCAUCUUUGUGUGUGCCAUGGCCUUCCCCACAGUUCCCUGUCCACUCCAUGUCUUUGAGCCCCGCUACCGGCUCAUGAUAAGAAGAUGCAUGGAAACUGGCACCAAGCGAUUUGGCAUGUGUUUAUCUGCCAAGAAUGCAGGGAUCUCAGAAUAUGGCUGCAUGCUAGAGAUUAAGGACGUCAGGACUUUUCCUGAUGGAAGUUCAGUUGUGGAUGCAGUCGGAAUUGGCCGGUUCAGAGUACUAAGCCACCGUCACAGAGAUGGUUAUAACACAGCAGACAUCGAAUACAUGGAAGAUGAAAAGGUGGAAGGCCCAGAAUAUGAAGAACUCGCUGCUCUUCAUGAUUCUGUUCAUCAGCAGUCUGUUUCCUGGUUUGCUUCUCUCCAAGAUCACAUGAAAGAACAAAUUUUAAGUCAUUUUGGGUUGAUGCCAGACAGGGAGCCUGAGCCACAGAGCAAUUCUAUUGGCCCUUCCUGGUCCUGGUGGAUCCUGGCUGUGUUACCAUUGGAACGUAAGGCUCAACUGGCCAUCCUCGGCAUGACAUCCUUGAAAGAGCGUCUGCUUGCCAUUCGACGCAUACUAGUCAUCAUUACACGUAAGAUGAAUAGUCGCCAAGAUUUGGCUAACAACAGGGAAAGAAAUAAUUGAUUUUCUCUCUACAUUAGGGUUUCUGUAAGCCCCUGUGCUUGGAUGAGUUCCCAGGCAUGGACAAAUAUCCAACCUAUUCACUGCACUUUACAAAAUGCUUGUCCAUAAAGUUGUAAAUGGAACACUUGCCAAAGGGUGACUUUUUCCCAGAAGUUAUAAGUCUGCCUAAUACAAUCUGACACUGUAAAAGAUUAACCCGAGGUUCAAGUGGAGCCCAUGGUUAGAAACCACUUAAGAGAUCUCUUCAAAGCAGAUGCUUCAGGAAUACAGUUCACUACCAGCAUGGGACAGCACACAUGGUCUACAUGGGACUUGGGUUUCAAAGGGGACUAGAUUCCUAAUCAAGGCCUUUCUCUGAAAUACGGAAACUGUGUGUGUGCCAGUGACUAGACAGUAAGUAGGAACCACCUUUUCAUGCAAGAACACUCAUAUUAGAACACAGGCUAACCAAAUACUCACCUAGGCUUUGUGUAUUGCUGUGAUGUUGUUUGUAAAAUUAAAGAAUCAAAUCCUUGUCACUCGUUACCUAUCAAGUCAUAAUUCCUGGAUAGAGCUGUGUUUCGUGCCCUGUUGUAGUCUCAGGUGUUGUAAAUUCUAUGUUGUAAUCAAAUGAAGGUGGAAAUGCAAGAAGAUGUAUCUAGAAAUGUCUGAGAAUAGCAGUUAUUUUGAGACUAUGUGUUUGUACACGCCAUAAAGAGUAAGCAAAAUUGAGUUAAACCUUAUGUGCAUUGGAAUGCGAAACAUACAGCCGAACUGUUGGAAAGAACCCCAUGAAAGCACAACCCUGUCUCUUGGAGUUGAUGGAUACUAAGCACUUGGGAAACAGCCUUUUUUUUUCUACCAGAAGCUGCAUUAGAAAUUAGGCCCGUCAGUAGCUACACGAAGCUGCCAUGCAGUGGUAGUCUGUCUUCUGUGGAAAUAAUGCAUGAAUACACAGGAGAGAAAGCUGGUUUCCACUGUAAAUAUUCAGUUUCUCCAAAAUCAAAUGAAAAUUGUCUUUGGAUUUUCUUUUUGAAAUAAAGUUUUAUGUUUAUUAGACUAGAAAUUAUCCAUUAACUAGUAGCAGUAAUAACUUCUGGCCUCCAAUAUUUGUUGGUAAUACUGAUCAGACUAACUUGAAUCUGAAAUACUGAGACAUUCCUGCUAUCCUAUCCAGCUAGUCCAAAGGGCUUCUUAGUUUGUGAAGUAAGCAUCCUUACCCCACAACCACUGAACAAAUCUCAAUGACAAGUUUUGCUUUAUUCAUCCAAGAUAUGUGAUUUUUUUUAGGUUAAAAAAUAUACUUUAGAAUACAAAAUAUUGAAGGUUCAUCAAUCCACCAAACUUUUUAUUAAAAGGACCUUAUGAUCAUAAUGCUCAUUUAUUUUAUUGUAGUUUUCAGUAGCUAAAACUCAGUUUUAUUGUGGGACUUAGAAAAUAUUAUACCUGUGUAACUUAAUUAACAUGAAUUAAAAGCACUGUGGUCAAGCAAUUUCAUGCAUGAAUAGUAGCAUUCAACUUUCCUCAUCAUUAUAACAGAAUCUGACCACUUAAACCAAAACUGCAUCUCACAUGCCAGAAGACCUUUACUGGAAGGGAUUUGUGAAGACUAAUGUGUUUGGCUAUUCUCUUUUGGAAAUUUUUCUGUACCUUAAUGAUAUAUGAAGUUGUGUUGCUUUUUCCAUUUGGAAGUGUUUAAAUAACUGUUGUGAUCAGUUUCUCCAGGAGCCUUCCUGAAGUUCAAUUCUGUGCUGAGGUGGUAUUUGGAGACUUUUGCUUCCUCAUGCUUACUUGUUAGAUGUUAUACCUCACCAAAAUACUUGGAAUCAGUACCAUUGGGUUGUUCUUCUGAUUAAGUCUGCCUCUUCUGAGUCUUCUCAUCCUGAGUGUUUUUGUAUAAAAGCCUGUGCAGUGACGAUGUAAAGGAAAACAAUGCCAGUUUUGGGGUUUUGAUACCAAAGGGAAUUUGUAAGAUUGCCUUAUGUUCUGUUUCACAGCACACCUCCAGAUAUUGCACAGUAGUAGACCAAUACUUACUGAGUUCAUGGAUGACACUGUGUGUGAGGAAGUUAACCAAAGUGAGAGUGUAUCCCACUAUCAUGUUAUGAAGGAAGCCUCCAUUUCCAAACUUAGAGACACCCAAACUCUGCUUUGCUACAAAUCUAGCUAAAACCCAGCCAUCUGUCAGCUUCCCUCUCCCACCUUUUCACUUUGUCUUUUUCUUAUCAUUUCUUCUGUAGUCACAGAAAAUAAUAUAAGCCCUCAUUUAAAGUUAGGGCAUUCCAGUUUAAUUUUACUGAAAGCAUUAUAGUAUGAACGCUCUAAUUAUACCAGAAUGAAAGCAGAGAAGAGGACCGGGAGUCAGUGGGAGUCUGUUCUCUUAUGCCUUGCUGUAAAUUCUGAUAGGUGUUUUUUCAUCCAUUCUCCUGUGUGGUGUGACUCAUAGUUACCCACCUGCUUGUGACCAAAAUGCAGCAGAAAGCCCAUGACAUAUGGUUUUGUAUGUUUUGUUCCCUGUGUGUCCCCAUUUCAGAACCUAAAGCUAGGAUGUUUUCUAAAGUUCCAAAUUAAAAUAAUUUUAAAAUGUAAGGCUUAUCCAUGAGCUACAAUGUUUCUCUAUUUAUCAAAUUCUAUUCUGUUGUACCAUUUCCAUGACCAGAAAUGUGUCCUUUUCUGUCAAAUCACCCCCAAACUCUUUCCCCCAGGAUCACCAAGACAUUUUAGUAAAUUUUCUAUUACUACAUGUGUCAAGUUUCACCACAAGACUUUUGAAUCAUCAUGAAACAAAAUAUAUGGGUGAUAAAGUGCUAUAAUAUUAUAAUUUUGUCAUAAAUUUACUUAAAAAUUGGCCAGAACCACAUUCAAAACCUUAUAUUGGCAUAGCUGUAUUAUGUGGACUCUGUUUUUUGUUUUUUUGGGUUUUUUUUUUUUUACCAGAUAUGGCUGUGAGUUAGCUAUAUUUGGUCAUAUGGACAGUGGAGGCAGGCAGCAGAUAAGAGUUCUUUCUCCUUAGCACAUCCCUGCUCAGUCUUCUAAUAGUAUGGUUCACCAAAAUGUCAUUCCUAGUGAAAUGAGAUCUGAAUGGGUAGUGUGAGCCGUGUAGGGAAAAAAAACUGAACCCUGAAUGUUGUUACCUCCUUUUCUUUUGUGGAAGACACGGAAGUCUGAGCAGUGACUUUUGACUCCCACGAAAGCCUUUGCACCUUUCCAGCUCCCCACCUAACUUGAUCUGACACUCAACGCUCGACUGGAGCAGCCUAUAUCAUAACCUUUUAGAAUCACAAAAUACUGAAGAAAAAGUGCCUCACUUGCCUACCAAGUCAAAUUAUCUCUGAAUUGUGUUCAUGUCUUAAUUUAUAAAGGAGACUGAAUGAUGACAUAGAGGGGUGAAUGCCAUUGAGAGAAAAGUUUAUUGUUUCAGUUCCUCUAGAAAUGAGAGACUCAUCAGCCAGGGCACAUGGAGAAGCACUGAGACCAGGCAGGAACAGGAAUGACACUCAGAGUCCAUUCAUGGGCUUCAGUCUUAACCACAGUUUGUAAUGGCAGCUGAACAAUAGAACGGAACUCCUUGACCCAUCCAAGUCCUUCUAUGAUGAGGGUCUGUUAGAAGUGAAAAACCCUGUUUCCAUAGCAUAUGAGAAUUAAACAACUCCAAAAGCUUAUUACUAACUGCAUGAAUACCUCCCACUUUGUCUUUAGAUCUCUGACAAACUUGAGCAAGCUCUGCGGGUUGAGGUGACUUAGGAUGGAAAGAGAUCCCUUCCCUAUUGUUCAUACUGGGCUGGAGUAUGCUGUGGAAACAGAUAGGGUUUUUCACUUCUAACAGACCCUCAUCAUAGAAGGACUUGAAUGGGUCCAGGAGCAGCACGCACCUUGCCCGUGGUUUCCUUCUCAGUUCCUGAUAUAAGAUCUGUGAACAAAAACCAUCUAGUACAUAUUAUAUAAUAGAGAAACUCAUAAAUCAACACACCAGUUCAUUAAACCCAAUACUAAACUCACACAGUCAUGGUCUCCAUCUUGUCCAGAAAUGGUUGUAAAGUAGCAGGGUUCAGUAGGUUGCAAUGGUUUAGAUGGAGAUCAAAAGAAGACAAAAGAAUUUCAUGGGCUACUCUGAUUGGAAUUCAGUAAACUUUCCACAGCUUAUAGAGCAUGCAAGAGCAGUUCGUUCCCUAAAAUUGACUCAGAUGAGGCCUCUGCCAGUUCUUAGUGGCCUCUGCUACUGCUGCUUUCCAUUAGGACGUCCCUUACUCUCCCUGCCAUGUGCACACAGUGGUCCUCAGUCCACUCCACCCUCUUGUCUAAAACUUUGAUUCCUGAUGGUUAUGCUCAUGAACAAAUAAUGUGAAAGACUUAGUAUAAUUUGUAAGUCCUACAACUGGGGUUGAUUACAAGGCCAGCUUCACUGAAAGCUGCUCCUCCCUGUCUUUUCAAGGCUAAGGUUCUAGUCAGUUCCUAUAAUAGCAAGGCUGUUAGGGGAUUUGGAACCCACAGUAGGCCACAAAUCCAAGCAGACCUUUUGUUUAUCUUUUCUUUGUAGACCAAGGAAAACAAAUAGUUUUUAAUUCUCUCAGAUAAGAAAUGUCUUAAACAGUCAGAUUGUGUUCUAAAUAAUAGACCUUUUGUCUUGAAUGCUGAUUCUUUCCAUUGGAAUGCCGUGACAUUCUGUAAGCCCUAUAAGAGGUAAACUGAGUCAUUUUCAGAGCUAUCUUUAGUGGGAAAACACAGCAAAGGGUCAACUGCACACUGCAGUUGUCUGGGAAAACAAGUGGCUUUCAUAGACCUCUGUGGUGCUGUGUCCCAGGUAUGCUAUUGGCUUUUCCACAUGAAGGCAAACAAAUAAUAAUCUUUCCCUAUAACUAGAAUGUGAAAUCAAGCUGAAUAGAGGUCUGUUACUAUGAACCAUUUUGACACCGUGGGCACUUUAGACAAUAAGAUGUUAGGAUUUGAAACAACAAGAAACCUAGGUGUCGUUUUAUUAAUUGUUGGUCGACCUCUAAGCUCAUCCAUUUGGUUGUUUACUGAUGGGAUUAGAGUGUCAACACAGAUUUCAAAGUCCCUUUUUAAGUCUCCUACAGUGGGGAGAGCCCUCACUUUCUUCAGGUGGGCUCAGUCUAUUUGGACUUUUAUAGACUCCACGCUUUUACCUACUGUGUCAGAAGAAAUCAUGCAUAAGAAUUCAGGCAGUUCAGGAAAACUGGGUACAAAAGGCCAGAACUCCACCCAUACCAAUUUCUACCUGUAGAGACCCAACAAUUCCGGUGCUGCAGAGUCAGGAAAUGCUAAGAUUAUUUCACCUUCUGAAGAGAAACUAACGUGUCCCUUUAGUUUAGAGAGUAGGCUUUGCCUUCACGAGUUCACUGACACAGCAUCACGGAAACAGGGCGCUUUCUUUUAAACAUGACCCCACUGUCAUCCAGACAGGGCCAGAUAUAGGACCUAUGGCUUGAGUCUCCUACCACAGAAAUGACCUUUUUACUCCAGGGACAUGCUGACUCAUUAAAAUUUUGUUAAAUUAAGUGGCUCCAGUAUCCACUAGGACAGUGUAGGAUGCCCCAUUUAUUUCAUUUUUCUCUGUCUCCUCAAGGCUGUUAAUGAGGAACAUUAUACUGGAAAAUCCCACUGAGCCUCAUUAAUGUUGAUUAUUUUCUUGUGGGCUGUCUGUAGGGAGAAAACAGUCUGUUCCAAAGGAAAGAGGAUGAUUGGCAGGCUGUCAUUAAAAGGGGGUAUGAUCUCCUUGUCCCCCAACAGCAAAGGCAGACACCCACCCAGAGGUAUAGAUUUCCUUGUUCUGUGUACUUUCAUCUUUGGUUUAAAAUUAGGACAAGAAAAACAUUCUGGCUUGGGAUUGUCCCUGUAAUUGUUAUAGCUGGGGAGAACUGAGCCUGGAGCCUCAAAAGUCCUCAGCCAGGGCCAGUAAUUAAGCAUCCUGUGACUUCCCAUCUCAGCUUUUUUCUUUUCUUUUUUUCCUCCCAAGUAGCUGGGACCAGAGAUGUGUGCCACCCUGCCCAGCUUUACGUUUCUUAAGUAAACUACUAAUUCAGGGUCAAGUUCAUGUACAAAUAAAGCAAUUAAUGCCAUUUCAGUCCCUGUAAGAAAUAGUCCUUGUUGCAUUUCUACCUCAAAAUGCUUCACAGUGUUUCUGAGUGAGCUCUGUAAUCUGAAACUGGUUCAUUCCUUUUUUACCUAUGAGGUGUAUAAUGGCCCACCCAGUUUCUUAUGGAAAAACUUCAGGAGUUGAAUUUAAAAGGCUUUUCUCAAUUUCCCCAGGCCUCUUGGCCCAUCCCUUGGUUACUAAGAGGUUUUAGAAUGAUUUUUAAUAAUAGAUUCUUUCUAGUUUGUUUCUGUCAUACAUGUUCAGAGUUCAGGCUUCUUCAAGUCCUAAUGAUGUGAGAAUGGGUUGGUAAAAUAAUGGUGUAUCCCACUUAUCAAGAGUCUAAAUUCCUUGAAAAUGUUUGAGACUUUUUUGGGGGGUUGCAGCAGGGAGGGGGGUCCUUAAAAUGGCUUUAGGUUCUGCUAUAAACCUGGAAUGAAAGUGUUUAACACAGGCAACUUUGGUCAGAAGAUCUCCAUUUGUAAGGCCUCUAUUUUUAACUUUCUCUUUUAUAAUCUCAAGGAGAAAAGGAAAUCCAUUUUAAAAGAGUCACUGACUCAGUGUUUAGGUGAAAAUAGAUGGGGAGAAGGAGUCAUCAGACUCAGGUCCAAGUGCAGUCCUCUUUCCUCUUGUCCACAGUUUGUCCCUUAAGCUUUCCAUUUUAUUUUUCCAAAGAAUCUUUCUUAGACAUUUAUUUUUAUU
This is a messenger RNA of Nannospalax galili (Upper Galilee mountains blind mole rat), 10017 nucleotides long. RefSeq names its product LON peptidase N-terminal domain and ring finger 2 (gene Lonrf2). Gene Ontology annotation, molecular function: protein binding. The record is from RefSeq and is a predicted model, not a curated record. Lineage: Eukaryota; Metazoa; Chordata; Mammalia; Rodentia; Spalacidae.